Brassica napus (rape) is the source of this 3805-nucleotide messenger RNA. RefSeq names its product probable receptor-like protein kinase At5g61350. The coding region runs from base 1043 to 3559 and encodes 838 amino acids. The transcript has 2 exons. Gene Ontology annotation, molecular function: ATP binding; transmembrane receptor protein tyrosine kinase activity. Lineage: Eukaryota; Viridiplantae; Streptophyta; Magnoliopsida; Brassicales; Brassicaceae. Gene Ontology annotation, biological process: protein autophosphorylation. The record is from RefSeq and is a predicted model, not a curated record. Gene Ontology annotation, cellular component: plasma membrane; plasmodesma.
AUAAUAAUAUGGCAGUCGUCGUCGUCUACGUUCUGACAUGUGAAAUACCUUCUCCCUGGAUCUCUCGGUGUGUAAGAUGUUGCGACUACAGGGUCACCACCACAGUAACAUGUCUUCGGGAUUCCUUCUUCGACAUCAGGUUGAGGAACGUACUGAACAGGGACUUGAAGGUUCAACCUACUCUGAGCUUCAUCGGCAUACACAUCUGCUUCUUCUUGAAGAAGCCAAGUUAAACUCACUUCUGAAGACGACGGUUGGCUAUAGCUAUAAUCUUGGCCCAUGAUUCCGUAACCUGAGAGAAUAAGAUGGAAAUUAAACAUCAAUACUAAAUCAAUCGAAGGAAAACAAAAUCGUAUUCAAAGCCUAAUCAAUUCGAAUCGUCAUCCCCAAAUCAUUCGAAACCCUAACUUCAAUCGAAAUAUCCCCAAAUCGAUUUAAAACUGAAAAGAAACCCUAAAUCUCGAGGAGAACAACAUCCGACCAAAACAAAUCCAUAAACGAACGAUAGGAGGCUUCGAUUUACCUUCGAUAUCACCAAGUCGUCUGUCGCCUCUUCGAUCGCCCGGAGCUUUUUUUUUUUAAUCUCCUUCGCGUUUAAUUUUUUUUUCCCUGAACCAAAUUCAUCCCGACAUCGAACCGGGGAAGGGAUGACACGUCGGUAAGGAUUCAAUCCUUCCAGCCUUCUAAUUAAGUUACGAUCCUUAAUAAACCGUACUUAAUUAAAUUUUUUUAAUUCUAUUUUUCCUAAAACCGCGAGCUAAGGACUCAAUAAACCGACCGUUGCGGUUGGUCUUAUCCACCCACCCACACACACAAUCACAAAAAAAAUGCUUUUGACUUAAAACUUCUUUAAAUUAACAAGAAAAUAAUUACAUAAUACAUACUUCAACGCACGUUAUACUACCACUUACGUGCGUCCAACGAAACAAAAAAAGAAAACAUUACAAAUUUUAAAUAAAUUAUUCAACUUCAUGCUAAACCUCACAUUGUCUCUCCUCCACCAUCUCCACCACCACCACCGUCAACACCCUCUCCGGAAACAAUGGGGGAAGAACAUUACCGUCAUCUCCUCCUCCUCCUCCUCAUUGUUUCCCUCUUCUUCAUCAAAACCCAUUCCUCCUUCACUCCUUCCGACAACUACCUCAUCAACUGCGGCUCCUCCGCCGAGACAAAACUCCCCGACGGUCGGACUUUCAAAUCCGACCAACAGUCUGUCUCCUUCCUACAAACAGAAGAAGACAUCAAAACCUCCGUCGACACCAUCCCCUCCUCCUCCGACACCCUCCCUUUAUACCUAACCGCCCGUAUCUUCCCCGGAAAAGCAACUUACUCCUUCUACAUCUCCCGCCCCGGCCGCCACUGGAUCCGCCUCCAUUUCUACCCUCUCCCUCACCCUCUCUACAACCUCACAGACUCCGUCUUCUCCGUCACCACCGACACAACCGUUCUCUUACACGACUUCUCCGCCACAAACCCUUCCUCCGUCGUGUUCAAAGAGUACCUCGUCUACGCCUCGGAGAAGCUCUCUUUGUAUUUCAAACCACAUAAAGGCUCCAUCGCUUUCAUCAACGCCGUGGAGAUCGUCUCCGUCCCCGACGAGCUUGUCCCUGACUCUGCCUCCUCUGUUCCGCAAUCUCCUGACUUCAAGGGCCUAAGCAGCUUCUCUCUCCAAGUCUCUCACCGGUUAAACAUCGGAGGAGACUUGGUCUCCUCCAAGAUCGACCCUCUCUCUCGCACGUGGCUCUCUGACAAACCCUACAACUCGUUCCCCGAAGGCUCUCGAAACGUCACCGUCGAUCCCAAGACGAUAACUUACCCUGAAGGGGGAGCCACGGAGCUCAUCGCUCCUAAUCCGGUUUACGCAUCGGCCAUGGAGAUGGCCGAUGCGCAAACCAGCGAGCCUAACUUCAACCUCUCGUGGAGCGCGAGCGUUGACUCUGGUCAUGAUUAUUUCAUCAGGCUUCACUUUUGUGACAUUGUGAGCAAGUCUCUUAACGAACUCGUCUUCAAUGUUUUCAUCAACAAGUUCAUCGCGAUCUCCGGACUCGAUCUUUCGACCAAGACCAACGCUCUAGGGACAGCUUAUUAUGCGGACUUCGUGCUCAACGCGUCCGCUAUCACCAAUGGGUCCAUCCUGGUUCAGGUCGGUCCGACGCCUAACCUACAAUCAGGUAAACCGAAUGCGAUUCUCAACGGUUUAGAGAUCAUGAAGCUGAACAACGCAGCCGGGAGUUUAGACGGGCUUUUCGGGGUCGAUGGGAAGUACAGAGGACCGAGUAUUGGGAUGUCGUCUAAGAAGCUAGCCAUUGCGGGUAUCGGGUUCGUCAUGGGCCUAACCGCUUUCUUCGGGGUUGUUGUCUUGCUUGUUAGAUGGCAGAGACGUCCUAAAGACUGGCAAAAACAGAACAGUUUCUCCUCGUGGUUGCUUCCUUUGCACGCAGGACACUCGAGUUACAUGUCGAGCAAGGGCGGGUCAACUACAUCGAGGAAAAUGAGUAUCUUCGGGUCGAAGAAAAGCAAAAGCAACGGGUUCUCUAGCUUCUUCUCAAACCAGGGUUUAGGUCGUUACUUCCCCUUCACGGAACUGCAAACCGCGACGCAGAACUUCGAUGAGAAGUCUGUGAUCGGUGUUGGAGGAUUCGGUAAAGUGUAUAUCGGAGAGAUCGACGGUGGGACGCAAGUGGCUAUCAAAAGAGGGAACCAGAGCUCAGAGCAAGGGAUCAACGAGUUUCAGACAGAGAUUCAGAUGCUGUCCAAACUCAGACACAGACAUUUGGUUUCACUUAUAGGUUUCUGCGAUGAAAAUAAAGAGAUGAUUCUUGUCUACGAGUACAUGUCAAACGGUCCUCUACGUGAUCAUUUAUACGGCUCUAAAGAAAACGACCCUAACCCUAUACCUACCUUGUCGUGGAAGCAACGUCUAGAGAUCUGCAUUGGCUCAGCGCGUGGACUCCAUUAUCUCCACACGGGUGCAGCGCAGGGGAUCAUCCACCGUGACGUCAAAACCACCAACAUUCUCUUGGACGAGAACCUUGUCGCUAAAGUCUCAGACUUUGGACUUUCCAAAGAUGCCCCUAUGGAGCAAGGGCAUGUAAGUACAGCAGUGAAGGGUAGUUUCGGGUAUUUAGAUCCUGAGUACUUCAGAAGACAGCAGCUCACUGACAAGUCAGAUGUUUACUCGUUCGGUGUGGUCUUAUUCGAGGUUCUAUGUGCAAGGCCUGUGAUAAACCCACAGUUACCUAGAGAGCAAGUUAACCUAGCAGAGUAUGCUAUGAACUUGCAUAGGAAAGGCAAGUUGGAGACAAUCAUUGACCCUAAGAUUGUCGGAACGAUUAGUAAAGGUUCCUUGAGGAAGUUUGUGGAGGCUGCAGAGAAGUGUUUGGCUGAGUAUGGUGUUGAUAGGCCUGGAAUGGGAGAUGUGUUGUGGAAUCUUGAGUAUGCUUUGCAGCUUCAAGAAGCUUCAGCUCAAGUUGAUUUGUCUGAAGAUAAGACUACUAUGAAUAUUCAGAUGGAGUUUUCCGGCGAGGAGAUGCAAUCUCCGCCGCAUCCUUUGCUGUGACAUCGCCGGUUUUUUAAGUGUGAUUCUUUGUUUGUUUGUUUAGCUUGGCUUUCAUAAAGAUGUAGGAUUCAAGAAAGCCUUUGGUUUGAUUGUUUUUUUUUUCUUUCUUAAUUGCAGUUUCAGUUUAUUUCUUUCCUUUGAUUUUAAGGAAAUGAGACAUUUUAAAAAUUUGUGAUUUUUCUUUAAAAGACAUGGGGUUGUCUUGUAGAUUAUGUUGUGUAUAAUUUUAUUUCAUCUUUUUUAUAA